AAAAGAUAAUAUCUCUGAGAGAUUUAACAUUUCUGAUAAGACGCAAAUCUUAUUUUAUCUUCAAAGCAAGCAAACGAAACAAAAUGUCUUCCCAAUCAGCACCAAUUGUGAACGAACGCGACCGCCAACUUGCCGCCGGCCACGUAUUCGAGAACGCUGACUCGAGCUCUACGCAAUCCUCUGUGCCCACCUUCACGAGCGCAUCCACCACAGCAAGCUCAACAUACCAAUCCGCAAAGGACACAGCCACGCAUGCAUAUCAAUCUGCAAAGGACAUGGCUAAUACUGCGUAUCAAAGUGUAAAGGAUGCUGUUGCAGGGAAUAAUGAGGCAGAUCCGGAUGAUGAAAUUGGUGUACUUUGAUGGGUAUCUUUAGGUUGGAUUUUUGUAAAUAUAUGGACACCUGAAAAAUAAGUUAUCGUUAGAGAGAUAUUUCUACGCAGAGGCGGAGAGUGCCCAAGUUGACAAUGACG
Spizellomyces punctatus DAOM BR117 is the source of this 472-nucleotide messenger RNA. RefSeq lists its product as uncharacterized. The transcript is spliced from 2 exons. The record is from RefSeq and is a predicted model, not a curated record. NCBI's taxonomy places the organism in Eukaryota, Fungi, Chytridiomycota, Chytridiomycetes, Spizellomycetales, Spizellomycetaceae. Bases 84 to 362 code for a protein of 92 amino acids.